Molecule: messenger RNA, 960 nt
Organism: Mesorhabditis belari
Lineage: Eukaryota; Metazoa; Nematoda; Chromadorea; Rhabditida; Rhabditidae
Source: the annotation of a GenBank genome assembly
AUGAGCGAUUUCACUGCAAAAGAGGUCGUUGAAGCGGCUGAAAGGAUAAAGAACGUCGUCCAUAAAACUCCGAUUUUCACCUCGGAAACGAUCGAUCGUUUUGCCGGAUGUCAUGUUUUUUUCAAAGGAGAACAUUUGCAGAAAACCGGAUCCUUCAAGGCGAGAGGCGCUUGCAAUGCAGUACAACUGUUGAAAGAGGCCGGGAAAACGAAUGGAGUGAUUACCCAUUCGUCGGGAAAUCACGGUCAGGGUUUAUCCUAUGCAGCUCGAGCGGCCGGCCUACCCUGUACCGUCGUAGUCCCGCGUACAGCACCACCGUCAAAACUCGAAGGCAUGAAAGCCUAUGGAGCCGAGAUUAUUCUUUGUGAGCCGACGAUGAAAAGUCGCGAAGAAACGUGCGAAAAAGUGGCCACAGAAAGAGGAUUAACAAUUGUGCCACCGUUUGACGAUCAAGUGAUCAUGGCUGGCCAGGGAACAGCCGCAGUCGAACUGUUGGAUGAGUUGCCCAACUUGGACGCGGUUUUCCUCGCUGUUGGCGGUGGAGGCUUGGCUGCUGGCAUGGCCACUUAUAUCAAACAGACGAAACCCAAUGUGCAGGUGUAUUUGGUCGAACCAAAUGGGAAAGGAUUGCAUAUUUAUUUGGAAAACGGUCAAAUUCGAGGCGAUUUGGACUCGCUGAACACGAUAGCUGACGGUAUUCGAGUGUUGCGAGUCGGCGCUAAUCCAUAUCCAAUUUUGCAAAAAUAUUGCAAAGACACGAUUUUAACGGUCGGCGAGGAGGAGAUCAAAGAGGCCGUGGCGCUGAUUUGGACGAGGCUGAAGCAACGCGUCGAGCCGACGGCGGGCGUGCCGUUGGCCGGUUUGUUGAAAAUGGCGAAAGAGGUCGGGUUCGCGUUGAAGGGCAAAAAUGUGGCGAUCAUUCUCUGCGGUGGGAAUUGCGAUUUGACCUUUUUGCCUUUA